Candoia aspera is the source of this 1772-nucleotide messenger RNA. RefSeq names its product noggin (gene NOG). Gene Ontology annotation, biological process: negative regulation of BMP signaling pathway; negative regulation of cell differentiation; dorsal/ventral pattern formation. Lineage: Eukaryota; Metazoa; Chordata; Lepidosauria; Squamata; Candoiidae. The coding region runs from base 608 to 1282 and encodes 224 amino acids. The transcript has a single exon. The record is from RefSeq and is a predicted model, not a curated record.
ACCGAGUUGCCGCCAGGACUUCGGUAGUAGAGGAAUCGCAUUUGCCUCCCCCCUCCACGCCCACCAGUUCCCUCUUUUAAGGAGAAGUGCCUGAAAAGAGCGAGUCGGUGGUUCCCAUAGUGAUGGAACAGAAAGUGCAGGAAAUUUAAAGACGCUGGAUCCUCGCGAAGCAGACAAACUGGUGCCAACGUGCGUGGCGGCGGCGGCGGCUGUUGCAAACUGCAAAGAGACGGGAGCCGAAUGGAAGUUUGCAGAGGUCUCUGCUGAGUGACACGGCGCGCACCCCCGAAGUCCGGAGGCAGAACAAUUGCAUGGAGCACCAGAGGCUUCUGGUUUUCUGCACGGGGCUGCCUCCUUUCACGAUUAGUAUUGCUUGCUUCUAAACAGUGCUCUUUUUUGCUGCUCUUCCCUACUCACCGGACACGAGGAAAGGCGUUUGGGCUGCAGCCGUUGAGGGGAAGCGGCAGCGGCCGACCCUGCUCUCCCGCCCCUCCUUGCUUGGAUACCCUCAUUUCCCAGCGCGAGCUUCUCCGACCGAUGCCUCUGCCCGGGCCCGCUUCUGGGUGAACCCUGUCCCCUUUCCCCUUCCCCUCCCUCUCUCUCGAGCAUGGGUCAUCCCCAGUGGUUGGUGACGCUUUACGCAUUGGCGGUUCUCCUGGGUCUCCGGCUGGAGCAGGGCGCUUGCCAGCACUAUCUUCACAUCCGACCGGUCCCCAGCGACAAUUUGCCCCUGGUGGAUCUAAUCGAGCACCCGGACCCUAUCUUCGAUCCCAAGGAGAAGGACCUGAACGAUACGCUGCUGAGGACCCUCCUGGGCACCCAUUUCGACCCGAGCUUCAUGGCAGUCUCCUUGGCCGAGGAUCGCCUCGGCGGCGACGACCUGGCCGAGCUGGACCUGCUGUUGCGGCAGAGACCGUCCGGGGCGAUGCCUAGCGAGAUCAAAGGCCUGGAGUUUUACGACGGGGGGCUCCAGGCGAGCAAGAAGCACCGGCUGAGCAAGAAGCUCCGUCGGAAGCUGCAGCUGUGGCUGUGGUCGCACACCUUCUGCCCGGUACUCUACGCGUGGAACGAUCUCGGCAGCCGCUUCUGGCCCCGCUACGUGAAGGUGGGCAGCUGCUUCAGCAAGAGGUCUUGCUCCGUCCCGGAAGGCAUGAUUUGCAAGCCGGCCAAAUCCGUGCAUCUGACCAUUCUGCGGUGGAGGUGCCAGCGCCGCGGGGGGCAGCGCUGCACGUGGAUCCCCAUCCAGUACCCGAUCAUUUCCGAGUGCAAAUGCUCCUGCUAGGCGGGCGGGGGAGCAACGCGUGCCCUUCGCUCCCGUCACCGCCAGCGUCCCGUAGAACACGGCAAGCAGAACGACACCGCGCCUCUUGUCCUCACCAGAUCGUCCUGGCCGUGCAGCCAGGCUUCGGUCGACUUCACGACGCUAUGAAGAAAAAAAAAAAGACGGACGUUGGCCGCCCCCUUGAAACAUUGCACUGCUCCGGAUUGUGCAAGACAGGCAACUUUUUGUUAUGUAUAAGACGAGCGUGUGUCGCGAGAGAUCUGGGAGAGUCCGUGCGUGCACGGAUACCCUGCCAUCGAGACCACCCAAACGCCUAUGAAAAAAGGUCAGUGUUGCAACGUGAACUCAUUCUCGUCUACUGUAGUUUUAAGAGUAUAUUCGCCUGAAUCAUCGCAGUUAAAGUAUUGUUUUUUCCACCCACCCCCUCUCUUUAAUUUAUAUUCCAGAAAGAAGCGUUUGGAGGAUUUAAAAACAAACGUUCCUCAAACUU